Trichoderma aggressivum f. europaeum is the source of this 735-nucleotide messenger RNA. RefSeq lists its product as uncharacterized. Bases 1 to 735 code for a protein of 244 amino acids. The transcript has a single exon. The record is from RefSeq and is a predicted model, not a curated record. NCBI's taxonomy places the organism in Eukaryota, Fungi, Ascomycota, Sordariomycetes, Hypocreales, Hypocreaceae.
AUGGAACCCCAAGAACCAAUUCUUCCAUCACCACAUGUUUCAACCACACAUGCUCAAAUGGUUGCACAGUUUGAAGCAGCAAAAGGCCGUCUCCUAGAAAUAAUUAGCAUGAGGGAGAAGACACCCGCAGCUAUCAGUGCUUCCACUGAGUCCAGAGCCAAUGCUCUCCUGGGUCGGUGGGAGGCUGUCCCACCUAUCGUUGACCCUAGUCUUGCCUUUCGAUGGGCAGGUGAGAUUAACGAACGUCUUAUCGAAAUGAAUGAGCGGCUCACAGAUGAAGCGAAAUAUUCAUCUGCUUUUGUCCGUUUAGAGGACCUUAAGAUCAUGGUUUUCCAGCUGCGUUAUAGCGACUACAUGCCUUCAUAUAAGAACGACCUAUACAAUCAAGCGAAAGGUUCUCCUAUUCGAAUCACCCCGACUCAUGCGGGGCCUUUAGGGUCCGGCGAAGCUGAAAAGGAGGCACUCACCUUCUUUGAAAACAAGGAGUGGACAGCCAUUCACGAUCGCCUCGUGAACGAGCACGGCCCGGUGACGACCACGGAGUUCCCCAAGUACCCUUGGGCUUCACAGGCGCCCCUCGUUCGAUUAAUUCAGGUAUUGGCCGCGCGGACAGAAACUGAGCCACUGGAUAUCUAUGAUUCAAUACGCAUAUGUUCAGAGGGGAGGCACUCGUACGCGGUAUAUAACCUUUGGUCCCCAUUCGACAUCAACGGUCAACCAAUCACUAUCCAUUAG